UACGUUGUUCAUCACAGCCCAAAGUAGCUGCAUCGGCUUGUCUGAGUAUCAUAAAUUUUUUGACAUCUUCCGCGAAAGCCCACCUGGCUGCGGAGGACCGAUUGGCGAGUGCUGAUUUUAAAGUACAGGAAGUAACAGUUGCUGACGCACAGGGGACGGAAGAAAUGCGCGCUUCUUUGAUGACACCUUGUGUGGCGAGGUCCACGGGCGUGACCCAGCCGCGCCCGAUCCAAGCGCCCAACGUUAACCGUGGCGCUCCUAGAGGUGUCGCCUGUAGCGCAACCACCGCUUGGGACAGCUGGACGUCGUACAUUUCAAAGCACCGGGCGGACUCUGCCAGCGCCCCGGCUUCCAAGUCGGAGCUCGACUACGGCCGUGAGAUUGCGGCCGCCAUUCGGAGCUCCGCGGGCAGCUUUAAGUCGAAGUAUGCGACGGGGGAAACGAACGUGCCAUCCAGCGGCGGUGCCGCUGGCAUCUCGGACUUCAAGCUGUCCCAUGUGGGCGAUAUCAACCUCAACGAGCUGCCGCGCGAUCUCCACGAGCGGCUGGAGGCCCUGGCCAGUGUGCAGCUGAAGCAGGCUCUUGGCAAGCCCAACGCCGACUUAGAUGCCGCCUCCAUAUCAUUCACCACCACGGAUGUCGACGCGGCACUGUGCGUGUCGGGGGUCACACUGCAGCAGGGUCUCGACAAGACGGCACUGAUUGCGUUUGUGGCCACGGAGACGGAGCGCCAGGCUUCCUGGUCCCGUCUCGAGGGCCUCAUUCUGCACUGGGGCGCAACGGAUGCGGCCGGGGGCGCCUGGGGCUUGCCGCCUCAGGGUUGGGCCGCCUCGCCCAACAAGGUCGUAGACGCGGGCGGCGCCUGGCAAUGCUCGUUUGAGAAGCAGCAGAUGUCGGGCCCAGAGGGCAAUUCGGCCGUGUACGUGUUGCUGCUGCAGGUUCCGUUGCGCGGCAUCCUCAAGGCGGGUGGCCUUGUGUUCGUGCUCAAGGCCACUGCGGGCCAGAACACUCGCUGGCUGAAGGACGAGGCCACCAAGAAAGACUUCUUCCUGGACACCACCCGCUUCCCGGUCAUCAAGGCGUCUCACCAAUACGGGCAGCCCCCGCCGGCAGCAGCGCGGUACUACAUUCAGCACAUGCAGGGCCGCACAUGCGAGAUGGGCGAAGGGAACUAUUCGGACAGCGGUUAUAAUGAUAACCCCAAGCAAGCUCGGGAACUCUACCUUGUGGCGGCGGCGGUAGUGGAAGACCUUACGAUCAAGGAUCAGCGCGGCGGCGUAGCCGGCUAG
Volvox carteri f. nagariensis is the source of this 1289-nucleotide messenger RNA. RefSeq lists its product as uncharacterized. Lineage: Eukaryota; Viridiplantae; Chlorophyta; Chlorophyceae; Chlamydomonadales; Volvocaceae. The transcript has 11 exons. Bases 165 to 1289 code for a protein of 374 amino acids. The record is from RefSeq and is a predicted model, not a curated record.